Molecule: messenger RNA, 3802 nt
Organism: Hypanus sabinus (Atlantic stingray)
Lineage: Eukaryota; Metazoa; Chordata; Chondrichthyes; Myliobatiformes; Dasyatidae
Product: protein SET
Exons: 8
Coding region: 209-1042 (277 amino acids)
Biological process (GO): nucleosome assembly
Cellular component (GO): chromatin; nucleus
Molecular function (GO): chromatin binding; histone binding
Source: RefSeq, a predicted model, not a curated record
GUUUGGAGCGCUGUGGUGUGUACGCGCGCGUGCGUGUGGAGCUAUUGGGCUCGAGCGUUUUUUUACUGUGGUAGAGGCGCGAGACCCACUGAGCCUUCGAGGGGGGAAGAGAGACCGAACCAAGGGAAGAUUAAAAAAAAAGCGCGAGUCAGAGCUUUUCAUCUUUUUUUUCCUCCUUUUUUAUUUCCCCCUCUUUCCUUCUUCCAAGAUGUCGGUCCCAGCGACAAAGAUGAGUAAAAAAGAGGUGAACUCGAACCAUGAUGGAGCAGACGAGACCUCAGAAAAAGAGCAACAGGAAGCCAUUGAACACAUUGAUGAAGUACAAAAUGAAAUAGACAGACUGAAUGAACAGGCAAGUGAGGAAAUUUUGAAAGUAGAGCAAAAAUACAACAAGCUACGCCAGCCAUAUUUCCAGAAGCGGUCAGAACUCAUUGCCAAAAUCCCCAAUUUUUGGGUGACCACGUUUGUCAACCAUCCACAAGUAUCUGCACUUCUGGGAGAAGAGGAUGAAGAGGCACUGCAUUAUCUGACAAGAGUGGAAGUGACAGAAUUCGAAGAUAUCAAAUCAGGUUAUAGAAUAGAUUUUUAUUUUGAUGAGAACCCAUACUUUGAUAAUAAAGUUCUGUCCAAAGAGUUUCAUCUGAAUGAAAAUGGAGAUCCAUCUUCAAAAUCAACAGAAAUCAAAUGGAAACCAGGAAAGGAUCUGACAAAGCGCUCCAGCCAGUCACAAACCAAAGUGGGCAGGAAGCGGCAACAUGAAGAGCCAGAAAGCUUUUUCACCUGGUUUACUGAUCACUCAGAUGCUGGUGCAGAUGAACUUGGAGAGGUUAUCAAGGAUGACAUCUGGCCGAACCCCUUGCAGUACUAUUUAGUUCCAGAUAUGGAAGAUGAAGAAGGGGAUGGUGAAGAAGAAGAUGAAGAUGAGGAAGAGGAGGAGGGUUUGGAGGACAUUGAUGAAGAGGGUGAUGAAGAUGAAGAAGAAGAUGAGGAGGAAGAGGAAGAAGGGGAAGAAGCAGAGGAGGAGGAAGGAGAAGAUGACUGAUUUGUUUGCUGUUGACAUUCACCUCCUCCCCCUACUUUUUUUUUUCUUUAGUCCCUGGGAGCAAGUUGCUGUCUUUUUGUGCUCAGUUUCCUUGUUCUCCUGAGGUCCUUAAACCAUAUACACAAUUGGGAUGAGUUACAUGCGCAAACAACAGUGGCAAUCUCUUUCUGCCAUUUUCCAUGAACUGAUGAAUUGUCCUCCAACCAGAUGAUCAGCACACAGACCUCCAUAGUAAUGUGCUUUGUAUUUUUUUUUACUUUUUAUUUUUAACCCCACCACUGACAAAUUCCCUCUGUUGGAAGCCCAGAACUUCUCUCUACCUUUUGUGCUGUGACCAUAGAUGAUUUUGAAUAGGCUUUUUUCUUACCAGUUCUGGCCCAGAGAUUACACUGUGUUUCCAUGUGAUGUGGACAAAUGGCAGUUACCAUCGUCCUUGUUUCCUUCUCUCUUGUAACAAAUUGGGGUGUGAUUGAGGCGCCUGGGGUAGAUGCAGAUGGUUGGGUUCUAAAGGGUGGGUUUGUUGGGUAUUUUGAGGACAUGGCUGUACUUAGCACGUUGAUGCAUUGUAUAUUUUUACAACAUCCCGUGCAACCAAAGCCAACACUUUUAAAUAUUAAUCGAUUUGAGCCCCACAGCAGAUGGUGACAACCUGUAGAAUCUUAUUGGAAUCUACAUUCUCUAAUGUAAUUUUUUGUUUCACUGGAAAGGAAAAUUGCUCAGUUUUAAACGUUAAAAGUGUACAAGUUGCUUUGUUACAAUAAAACUAAAUGUGUACACAAAAAGUGUGUGGUGAGUUUACUUUUCACCUGGAAUGUUUUGAGGGCUUGUUUUCGGUCAUCUUAAAUAGUUAUUUUAAAUGUUUUGAGGAAAUUCUAUAGAUCUGAAGUAGUAUCUAAUGAAUACCAUAAAAAUUGCUUGUUUCAAAAGUGGUGGUUCUAAAUUAAUUUUUGCAUUGUUUGUUCUCUACUUUGUUAUAAUCAGCCAAGUAAUGAAAGUCUUAGUCUAAAUGAGCAAAGUUGAAAACAAGUUUUGGGCCCAGUGCUUUUUUUUGGUGUUAAUUGCAAUUUGUUUUAAUGCAAUGUAGGCACAAAAAGGGUAAUUAAUGUAUUCGGGCCUACUAUUGUAUACUUAUAGUGUUUCUAGCCUGGUUUAUGUUCAAAAUGUGUAAACAUCCCAUAUGUUUGUAUUUAGAUACCUUUUCUGUAUUUAAUAGACAAGAUUGUAACUAAAAUCAGUUUACAACUUGGCAUUUCCUUCGAACAGUUGGGUCCAAUGCUACAUUGCAAGUUUGAUUAUCACAUUUUGCAUUGGACAGUUAGCUAAUAAAUGGUCUUUCUCUUCCAAGGUUUUUCUUUUGUCUUGUAGUUAAAUUUGUAAGUUGUAUGUUGUCUUGCCAAUAGUUAUGCAUCUGACAGUUUUCUUGAUCUAGAAUCUGCCAUGGGUACUAUGCCAACUGUGCAAUUAGCUCCAGUUUAUAGAUUAUUGUAUAUAAUUAUUUGAACCUCAAUUGGGCUUGAUUUUUUGAAUUCAAAUUGAUUGUACUCUGGAUUUGAUGCACUCUUAAAUUGUUUUAUUUCUGGUGAUAAGUGCUAAUAUUCAACUAUGAUUUUUCUUUUUGAUUAGUUGUCCUUUAGUGUUACAACACUGGGAGCUCAGUUAUUAAAAGUUAGGAUACAAGUACCUCAAGUUACUUGUUAUUCCUGUUGCUUAUUCCAUUGUCCUGGUCAAAUUUGCUUUGUAUUGAAUUAUAACCUAUUGUGCAGUGAAAAGGUUGACCUCUUGAUUACAGCUGUUCUGUGUUUUAUAAACUUGUCCCAAUUCCAUAAUUCCUGAUUUAUGCAGUUUUGUUAUUAAAUUGCAUUUUUCAUUGUGGCCAAAGUAUUGUUUCAUUAAUCCUAUCCCACCUAUUGGAUUUCUUUUCUCAAUAGGAAUUUUUCAGUCUCUUCAGUUAAUUUUUGAGGGAAAUAAUAUCACUUGCAUUACCAGCUAGAAAAUAGGCCAUUAUAUAAUGCUACAGCACACAUGCUGCCUUGUUCUAAAUCUAGCCAGAAUGGUGCCCUAAAUUGGCUUUGUAUAUUUAUUCUGCAAAUUACAUAUCCUUAGUCAUUGGUACUGCAACAAACUUCAUAACAUCUGUUCAGUAAUCCACUAGACUACAAUAUAACCAGAGCAGCUAAUGAUAGUUUCAUGGGUGCAGAUCAGAUUUCUGCUGGUGUUUUGUAUGUCUUAAUAAGUAUUAUACAUUGGCAUGUUUUUCCACCAAGGAUAUCCAUAUUCCCAAGAGUCCUUCUGUUGAAGUCUUGCUACUCCACUGGUGAUGGAUAAUUGUGGUUACCAAUCACACCAUUUGGUUUCAUUUGGAAAAUUAAAGGAAUGAAUAAUAAUUCUACCACCAGCAAUGUAAGCAUGAGGUAUAUGGUUCCUUGCGCUGAAAAGUUGAUGGUCCUGAGGGCUUUUAAUAAUAGAUGGUAUACAAUCUACUGAUAACUAGAGCUGUCUAGAUUUUUCAGAAAUUUUGUUUACAUUAUCUGUCCAAGCAUUGGACAUGGCUGCACCAUCUUUUUGCUUAAAUGUUCUGGAGAGGAAGGUGUUUAAACAAUAUUUUGGAAUGUUCCUCUGGUUUAUAGACACCCAUGUACUGGGGUUUGUUUCAUGUGGCAAUCUGAGGUGUCGUGACUUCAUCUUUAAAGCUUGUUUUUUUUAAAACAAAUGAUUCUCAUCUGUCAUGUUAUCAAUAAACUUUGUAUACAUGUUUUGCCA